Messenger RNA from Erpetoichthys calabaricus (reedfish), 1774 nucleotides. Its product is annotated as vesicle transport protein SFT2B-like. The transcript is spliced from 8 exons. The record is from RefSeq and is a predicted model, not a curated record. The coding region runs from base 122 to 646 and encodes 174 amino acids. Gene Ontology annotation, cellular component: membrane. Gene Ontology annotation, biological process: vesicle-mediated transport. Lineage: Eukaryota; Metazoa; Chordata; Cladistia; Polypteriformes; Polypteridae.
UGGAAAAGAGAGGCGGGCGGCAGUUUCGCGGAGGAAGUUGGUCCAGUCCACCUGUUGGACGUGGAAGUUGUUUCAGCUGCGCGGUUUGUUUGUCUUUUGCGAAAACAGCACGCAGGCCAUCAUGGACAAACUAAAGAAAGUGCUGAGUGGCCAGGACGGGAAUGACGACUCCAAUGUGCUCGCGGAGAGAGUAUCUGAGGCAACCACAUUAGGAUGGGGUACUAGAGUUAAAGGGUUCAUUGCCUGCUUUGUUUUGGGAGUCUUGUGCUCAGUUAUGGGAGUUAUUUUUCUUUGGAUUCCUGGAAAUGGUUUAACAUUGUUUGCAGUCUUUUAUACUUUUGGAAAUAUUACAUCUGUCUGCAGCACUCUUUUCUUAAUGGGACCAAUGAAACAACUAAAAAAAAUGGUUGAACCAACCCGGGCUAUUGCAACUGCUGUAAUGUUGUUGUGCCUAGUGCUGACACUCUGUUCUGCUUUCUGGUGGAAAAAUAAUGGUCUUGCUGUACUAUUCUGUAUUUUGCAGUUUUUUUGCAAUGGCAUGGUACAGUUUGUCAUUCAUUCCUUUUGCAAGAGAUGCUGUGAAGAAGUUUUUUUCUGCCUGCCUGACAUAAGGACAUUUCACUUAUCUCCAGUUUAUGGGAGGUGAUUGCAGCCUGCUCCAAGACCUGUGUGCUUUCACAGUUCAUUACUCUUGUGUUGUUUAUAUAUUGAGUUGCCUGCACAAUCGAGCAAGAUAGGAAAAAAACAAGCGAGCAUAAUUCAGCCACCUCUUUUCCAGAAUAGCCUGUUUUCACUGCUUAAAAUUGUUAACCUGUGAACGGGAUUAGCUGAGUACAACCAGAUCUAGGAGAAGGAAUAAUUAUUCAAAACUGGUUCUUUUAUAGUAAUUCUAGGAUGUAGUCCUGUUUUCUUAUUUAAUAUUUUUUAGGGUUUUGGGUAAUUUAAUACUAGUCACAAGACUCUUAGAUUAAUUUAGUCUUUUGAUAAUUUGUAAUGUUAAUUACCCAGGAAUGAUGGACCUUGGGCCUUCACUUAUUUUGUGAGUUUGAGCUUUUGCUCUUCAACAUGGCGUUGUCUGCCUUACCAGAGAAGUGCCCCGCUACAUAAAGUGUACUUAUUUUGCAACACUGCUGCUUAAUUUAAAAAAAAAAAAAAAGGUGCAAGGACAUUUCAUAAAAUGGAUUAAGAUAUCUUUGUUCAGAAACCUGAAAUGUAUCUAUUGUACAGAAGUAGCUUCUGUAAGUCUUGGAUCUGAAAGAUGAGACCUUUUCAGUUCUCAAUACUAAAGCCAUAAGGAAAACUUUAAAAAAAAUAUUAAUGCAGGAAAAAAUCGUUGUUAUGUAGAUUUUACUGUAAUACAAAUGUCAUAUAAUCCUGGUGUUUAUAAUUUCAUGCACAAGCCUUGCAGCAGAAAAUUUCCAUGUUUUCUUAUUCAUGUGUUUUUCUAUAGGAAAUUUACUUUCAUAUGGAUGAAGUGGCAUUUUGUGUACAGUGAAUUAUUUUGUAUUGUUUACAGAUUUACCUUGAUGCAUUAUUUUAAAAAAUUUGUAAAUUAAUAUUUUCUAGCAGAAAAUCUAGAAAAAAUAUUUUGUUUUAAAAUGAAGUAUCCUCACAAAGAGUUGUAAAAAUGGUAUUGCCUCUUUAUUUAGAUUGUUCUCCUUAUAAGGAUAAUAUAAUUACAAAUGGAAGCAUCUGCUUUUUUUUUUUUUGCUGUUGCCUUAUUGUAAAGAUGCAGUUUGUAUAAUUUUACAUUAUAAUACAGUUAUCUGCUUUA